AUGCCCGCGGAUCCACGGUCCAUCUGGGGUGCCAUGCGGGCAGAGGACGGCGGGUAUGCAGGGCACCCGCCACCGUCAUUUCCGCGCAGCCCAAGUGCUACUUCUGAUACUUCGGCGGGCGAAACUGUGCAGCGCGCAUAUAUGCGCUCGCACGGGGGUAUACAGCAGGACAGCAAGCCGCCGCUCACGAUCCGCGUGCCGGACAUGUACAGCGGACAGCGAACCGUGUCGCGGAGCAGUUUCAGUGCGACUGCACCGCGUGAAAGUUUUGGCGAAAGGAGCAGGCCUCGUGCGGGCAUGGGGCGCAAAAGCAUCUCGACUGCGUUCGUGCACGACUCGCUGCCCACGUCGUUUCUAAAUGUGCCGCGCCACAGCGCGCCACAGAGCCUCUUGGAAGCGCAGUUUUCCGAAGCGCGCACCGGUUUCAGCAGCAGCGAUGCGCGCCCACAGAUGUUGCCUAUACGCGGCCAGGGCGAGCUUUUUCUGCGCACGGGCGAGUCCGAGGCGCGACUCGACCCCAAGGGCGACAGCGCAUUGCUGAGCUACCGCAUGGCGUCGAUGCAGUGGCCGCCCCCGAAACUGCAACCUGGCGCUGCACGGCGUCCCACGUCGCCGCCGGCGCGGCGCCACGGCUCGCUCUGCAUCGAUACAAGCACCGCCGGCACACACCGCCGCUCUGUUUCGGUGCGCGGCCCCAGCUCUGCCGUGUGGCCGCCGUCGCGCUCCGAGCUGCCCGUGACGCCGACGUGGAAUGCGCCGCGCCGCAACUCGGACGUGUCGCUUGCCUUUGGCGACAUGUCCCUCACGGAUACGCCGCGUUCUCCCAGCGGCAGUUGCAUUCCCAGAGAGCGCUCUCCGCUUGCAACCGUACCGCAAACGGCGCUGGAGGAUGGCAACGGCGCCAUGGCGUCCGGCCCGCUUGAGUACCCGCCCUACUGGCCGUACGGCUACAUGAUGGCAUACUCUGCGAUGGAACUGCCAGUGCCUGCGCGUGCGUUUGUGAUCAAGAGUUUCACCGAGAUUGACGUGGAAAAGUCGCUCAUCCACGGCGUCUGGUCGAGCACAGAGCGGGGCAAUCGGCGCUUGAACGACGCGUGGCGGAUGAGUGGCGAGACUGGUCCCAUUUACCUCUUCUAUAGCGUCAAUGGCAGCGGGCGGUUUUGCGGGAUUGCGCAAAUGACCUCGGGACUGGACUACUCACGCAGCAGUACCAUGUGGGCCGAAGGCACGCGCUGGAAAGGACUUUUUAGCGUGCGCUGGCUCCUCGCAAAAGACGUGCCCAACCGACAACUGCGGGGCAUUACCAUAACCAACGCCGCCGAGAUGAAGUCCGUGACACAAAGUCGCGAUACACAAGAGCUGCCGAUCGAUGCAGCGCUCGAAUUUUUGCACAUUUUCUGCUCGUACAUGGGCUAUUCAAGCUUGGAAAAUGCGGCUUGCAUCUAUACACCAUACGAGACUUUGUAA
Messenger RNA from Malassezia vespertilionis, 1467 nucleotides. RefSeq lists its product as uncharacterized. The transcript has a single exon. Gene Ontology annotation, cellular component: cytoplasm. The record is from RefSeq and is a predicted model, not a curated record. Gene Ontology annotation, molecular function: mRNA binding; N6-methyladenosine-containing RNA reader activity. NCBI's taxonomy places the organism in Eukaryota, Fungi, Basidiomycota, Malasseziomycetes, Malasseziales, Malasseziaceae. Gene Ontology annotation, biological process: mRNA destabilization. The coding region runs from base 1 to 1467 and encodes 488 amino acids.